Schizosaccharomyces octosporus yFS286 is the source of this 4062-nucleotide messenger RNA. RefSeq lists its product as uncharacterized. Gene Ontology annotation, molecular function: RNA binding; ATP binding; DNA binding. Gene Ontology annotation, cellular component: cytoplasm; RISC complex; nucleus. The record is from RefSeq and is a predicted model, not a curated record. The transcript has a single exon. The coding region runs from base 1 to 4062 and encodes 1353 amino acids. Gene Ontology annotation, biological process: siRNA processing. Lineage: Eukaryota; Fungi; Ascomycota; Schizosaccharomycetes; Schizosaccharomycetales; Schizosaccharomycetaceae.
AUGAAAGAAGUAAACUCUUUUCAACUUUUAAGAGAAUAUCAGCGAGAUAUCUUUGAUGUUGCGAAGCAGCAAAAUACUUUACUAGUCAUGGCAACUGGAGCCGGUAAAACAUUGCUAGCCGUGAAGUUAAUUAAAGAGAAACAAGAAAAGCAAUUGCUAGAAGGAAAUAAACAACAAAAGCGUUUAUCAGUAUUUCUUGUUAAUACGGUUCCAUUGGUCAUACAACAAGCUGAUUAUUUGAAAUCACAGCUUCCGUUUCGCAUAGGUAUGUUAUACGGGGAGAUUUCUCUAAAAAUGUGCGAAGAAAUUUUUUACGAUGUAAAGAUGAAUUAUGAAGUAAUUGUCAUUACGGCCGAUUUGUUCUAUCUUUGCUUGGCGCGAGGCUUCCUCUCAAUUCUUGAUUUUGACAUUCUCGUAUUUGAUGAAUGCCAUCAUGCUAUAAAAAAUCAUGCAUAUGCUCGUAUUUUGAUUGACUUCUACCAUGUUGCCAAAGCGACAACGAUACUCGAAAAGAGUCUUCCGAGCAUAUUUGGUAUGACAGCUUCACCGUACACCGGGAAAGCACGAAAUCCUUUGAAAAGAAUUUUUGAGUGGGAGGAAUUAUUUGAUGCCAAAGCUUACGUUGUGUCAAAUAAUCGUCUUUCUCAGCAUAUCCCUAUGACAAAAGAAUUUGUUGUCACUUACAAAAAUCUAGAAAUCGAUGCAUCAAAAAACCCAAUCAUAUGCAUGUGUGAAACAGUUUUUUCAGGCUGUAAGUAUGUGAUGAGGGCGUGUAAAGCUGCCCAAAGUGAGAUUAUGGAAUUAGGUGUUUGGUUUGGUGAACAGAUUUGGCAGUUUCUAGUUGAAGAACUACUAAGAAAACAAUCAAGAAAGAAUUUUGAUGGAAAGCUAUCGAUUGAGGACAAUACAUGCAUCAAUAGUUUUAUAUCUCAAGUGGAGGCAUGGUCGCAAGAGCAAUUAAAACUGUUUUCUGGGUUGAGAGCUCCCAAGCUAGAUGGAAAUGACACGAGCACUAAAGUAUUGACACUCCUGGAAUUUCUUGAGAACUUUUAUAAAGAUAAUGAUACAUACAGAACAAUGAUUUUCGUUGAACGAAAAGUGACGGCUUAUUCUCUUACAAGAUUCUUACGAAAAUUGAAAAAUGAUACCGGAAGACUGAAGAAUAUUCGUCCUUUUCCAUUUAUUGGACAUGGAGAUUCGGAUAUAGCAUCAUUAUCUAUGCAUUUUCGUGAGCAAAGAAGGAACAUUCAUAACUUCAAGCGAGGUGUCUACAAUAUCCUCAUUGCUACGUCCAUAGCAGAAGAAGGAAUAGACAUUCCGACAUGUAAUCUUGUAGUUCGUUUCAAUACUUGUCAAACUGUUACACAGUUUGUACAGUCGAAAGGCCGUGCAAGAGCCCAUGAUUCAAAGUUUAUGCUUUUGGCAAACGAUGCGGAAUUAGCUCAGUAUGAAAAGCUUCAAAACGAGGAGCGCAUUUUGGCGACCGCACUGGAAAGCCUUGAAUCCAAUCGGGAGUUUGCUCACACUCGUGGCUGUAAUAUCAGAACACAGAAUGAUAUUGUUAGCCAUGGAAUAGAUGAAACUGGGGCUUUGCUAGUUGAGUUUUUGGCCAUAGGACUUUUAUAUCAGUAUUGUAAUACAUUGCCCGCUGACAGUAUUACUUUUUAUUAUCCCAGAUUCACUUGUAUAUCGGCAGGUCGAUCGUUCAUAUAUACGGUUGAUCUUCCAAUUAUCUGCAACAUGCCUACUAUACAAGGUUCUCCAUCUGCCAAUUCAAAGAAAGCGAAGCGUUCAGCUGCUUUCUUGAUGUGUAUGGAGCUUAUAAACCGUGGAUUAAUUAACAAGCAUUUACAGCCUCUUGAUUACCGAAACAAAUUAGCGCAUAUGGAAGAAAAAGAAGAAAAAGCUUUAAGAGAUAUCGAGCAUGAUGAAGUCUUUGAACGUAAAAUCCCUCUUUGCUGGUUGAAUAAUUUCACACAAUUCUUUGCAUGUAAGCUGUUUCCUGUAUGUAGCGGCAAAACAUUCCAACCUUUGCUGUUUAUUCAGUCGCAGCGAAUACCACAAUUUAGUAAUAUGCGACUUCGCUCUAAUUUUCAUGAAGUUACUGUUAAAUCAGAAGUACUAGAUAUUCCUUAUACCAUGGAUGAUGAACUGAAGUCAGAACUGGAGUACUCUACCAAACGACUUCUGGAACUGGGUUUGGCUUCUUCACUUAAGGCUAAUGAUUCCAAUCGAUCAUAUUGGAUAGCCCCUUUAAAUACAGAGUGUGUAAAUAAUCUUACACUGAACGACCUUAUUGCCUGGCCAGCGGUUCGUAGUCUUUCUAUAGAAGCUCAAGAAGUCAAAGACGUUACUAUGCUAAAAUCAAAUUUAUUGUUGAUGCGCGAUCCGGAAAAUAUCUUCGAGUUGUACUCGUUUGAAUCACUCAGUCAACAGAAUCAACAGGAAUUUAGCACUGUUUGCAAAAGAAUGCCUUCUCAAUUAAACUACUCACUAAAUAAAAAGCAAUCCAUGCAUUCAAAAAAACCGAGUGCAACUUUACGCUUAAAUCGGAUAUAUCUUACCGGGUUGUCAAAGUAUUUGAAAGAGUCGUGCUUACUUCUUCCUUCUAUACUAUAUUAUAUGGAAUCCCUUUUUCUAACGUCUGAGUUUAUGAGUGAACACGGUUUAAAGUGUUCAUUGACUCACAUAAUGCAAUCUUUAACGACUGAAAAUGCUUCCAUGGAUGAAAAUUACGAUCGUUUGGAAUUUUUGGGGGAUUCAUUUUUGAAAAUUUAUGCCUCUUUAACUGUUUUUUUAAAAUACACCCAUGAUCAAGAAUAUCAAUUGCACGUUCACCGCAAGCAAAUUAUCAGCAAUUACAAUUUGUAUAUGUGUGCUAAAAAAAUCCAAAUAUCGCGUUUUGCAUUAUCUGAACCCAUGGUAAUUCGAAAGUGGUGUCCCUUUGGAUAUGUGAGAGAAAAGAAGGAUGGAAAGAAGUAUCCAUUGUUUCAGUUGUUAUCAAAAAAAAGGUUAGCAGAUUUGGUUGAAUCCACUAUCGGUGCUUGCCUCUUGGAUGGAGGCGUUGAUUCAGGACUUGAGUAUUGUAGGUAUUUAGGCCUUGGAUCAUUAGAAGUGAAGAACUGGUCUGACUGGGAUAACUUUUUUAACAUUGAAUUUUACGUGAGCUUAAAUUCGUCUAAAGUUUUCCCGUAUCAAAAACUUAUAGAAGGUGUUAUUCCCUACACUUUUAAAAACCAUGCACUUUUACGUUUAGCCUUUAUACAUCCAACAAUGCUAUCUUCAGAAGAGCUAUCUGGAUCAUAUCAACAACUGGAGUUUCUUGGUGAUGCAGUUCUAGAGUAUUUGGUUGUUCACUACCUCUUUUAUAGAUAUCCAGAGUUAUCCGCCGGCGAAUUAACGAAUUAUAAGUCCUUCUUUGUAUGUAAUCAUAGUCUUGCAUACGUAGCUUUCACACUUGGCUUGCAUAAGUAUCUUGAAUAUGACAAUUCCGAAAUGUUUAGGUUAAUAUAUGAGUACAAGGAUAUGAUCGAAGAAGCAAAAAUGAACAACGUGCCCUAUUUUUGGCUUCAAAUUGAUCCUCCGAAGUUCAUAGCUGACAUUUUUGAAUCACUUAUAUGCGCCAUCUAUUUGGACUCUAACUUUUCGUUUGAAAGCCUUAAAUUUAUACUACCGUUAUUGGUUGACGUGCUCGGCGAUCCCUUAAAUUUACAAAAGGAAAAUCUGGUUUUGGCUAAAAUUCAUAAACUUCUCAGCUCUCAAGGAUGUUCAAACUACAAGGUUAUACAGGAGGAAGAACAGGAGGCAAGAGAAGAUGAAAAUUUCAAUUUGAAACGAGAGAGCUAUAUAUUUUACAGCGUUUCAUUUGUUCGGCACGAUAGAGUUGUAUGCGUAGGUACCUCUCGAAAACGAAAUAGUGCGAAAAUAAGUAUGAAAAAUAAACUAAAAGGAUUACUCGAUAAAAACUCAAAUUUACUGUUAUACUCUUGUGAUUGUGCUUUUAAAGCGACGAACUGUGUAAAUAGUGAACCUGAUGAAUCAGAAGAAGGUGAUGUUUGUUGA